Messenger RNA from Hemibagrus wyckioides, 4126 nucleotides. RefSeq names its product zinc finger protein 653 (gene znf653). Gene Ontology annotation, biological process: regulation of transcription by RNA polymerase II. Gene Ontology annotation, molecular function: transcription coregulator activity. The record is from RefSeq and is a predicted model, not a curated record. Bases 138 to 2033 code for a protein of 631 amino acids. NCBI's taxonomy places the organism in Eukaryota, Metazoa, Chordata, Actinopteri, Siluriformes, Bagridae. The transcript has 10 exons. Gene Ontology annotation, cellular component: nucleus.
GUGUGUGUUAAAUCUAUUAUUUCACAUUCUGGACAGCAACAAAAAAAAAAUCCACUUCCUUUAAAGGUACUUUCGUAUUUCCGCUCAGCUCAAAUCCCUUUAAGAAAAACCACAACAACUCAACAGCUGAUGUAAAGAUGGCGACUGUGUGCUCAGAAAUAGCCGCUAGUCUGGGCUCCAAAGACUCCGGGAAUGAAAUCCAUGCUAUUUUACGGCGGUGUAGGGGUCGCCCCAGGCUGUCGGACACAGACCGAGCUCGAAGACGACUCGAAUCCCGGAAAAAGUACGAUGUUCGACGAGUUUACCUCGGAGAAUCACACAAGGUCUGGAGCGACCUGAGACAGAAAACAUGCAUGAGCGACGCCGGACUGGCCGAGUACUUAAUCCUGCUGAACUCAGUUUACGGAGAAAGAUAUCAGCAGAAAUACUGCGUGAAAAACUUCCCAGAACUUUGCAGAAAUCCGAAAAAAGGGAAGAAGGUGGUCGCCACAAGCUUGCACAGCUUGGUGAGCUGGUAUCAGCAGCACUGCCAGAUGUGUUCCCAUGAGCCCGAGUUACGGUCUGUGGAGCCAACGCUAGGCCUGUCCACUACCGUGGUAUGGCAGUGUGAUGCUGAGCAUUCAUUCAUACAGCACAUUUCAUGGCCUGUGUGUGGGAGUAGUGAGACUGAUGAGGACGACAACAAUGCCGUGCUAGAGCCAGAGAAAAAGACAGCUGUCCGGACUAAAGCAACAGCUGAGAGCAACCAAAGGACACUGGCAGAGGAUGAGCUGGAGACUGCCACAGCAGAGGUUUCCAAAGUGGCUCAACAGAUGUCCUCCACUGCUUUCAGUCAACUCCCCGAAUCCCACAGUGAAGCUGUCGCAUCCUCAACCCCCCUGGGAGACCAGGUCAUGUGGGAAACGGAAGCAGAACGAGAACACGACCUGGCCUUGGCUGACUGUGAAAAUGAAGCAAGAGAUGACUUUCCUUUGAUGGAGGCGAGCAACUCGAAGCCUCAAGUUUUAGGAGGUCAUGGUACUGGGACAGAUGGUUAUGAAUGUGUGGUGGUCACAGCGGCUUUGAUGGAAAGCCUGCAUGAACCGGACGGAGCCAGUCAUUUGAUGGGGGGCAUAGAAGAGAAUGGAGCACGACUAGUCUCGGGUAGUAUAACCCACAACCACACAGCAGCCACUCCGGUACAAGCAGAGCUCUAUGAAUCACAGGCACUGCAGAACAUGGUGGGCAGCUGUGAGCUACCAGACCAGCAUGCUACACUUCAGGGCUCACAGCUGAUCAUAAUCACAGGAUCCAGUUACGAAGCGAUGACAUCUGAAGGCAUUGAGCUCAAUGUGGGUGGUGGAGAUGUGGAGGGGGUCACGUGCACAGUGAUCGAGGGGAUGUCCUACAAUCAGAUGUGCCAUUCAGACACAAUAGUCCAGAAUAGCAUCUCGCACACAGAUACCAUAACAGACCUGAGUGAAAAACAGCUGUUGGAGCCUAGUGAAGAAUCCCACAGUCAGAAAGAUAUUCAAUGCUCUCUCAGCAGGUCUAAGAGGAGUCGUCAAGGUCCAGUUAUUGAAGCAGACGGCAUGCUGAAAAUGUUCCACUGUCCAUAUGAGGGCUGCAGCCAGGUGUACGUGGCCCUCAGCAGCUACCAGAAUCAUGUGAACCUGGUCCACAGGAAAGGCAGGACAAAAGUGUGUCCACAUCCCGGCUGUGGGAAGAAGUUUUACCUGUCUAACCAUCUGCAUCGCCAUAUGAUUAUUCACUCGGGAGUGCGAGACUUCAUCUGCGAGACCUGUGGCAAGUCUUUUAAACGCAAGAACCAUUUAGAGGUGCACAGGCGCACUCACACCGGAGAGACGCCUUUACAGUGUGAGAUCUGUGGUUAUCAGUGUCGGCAGCGUGCUUCCCUCAACUGGCAUAUGAAGAAACACACCUCUGAGGCACACUACAACUACACCUGCGAGUACUGCGGCAAGCGCUUUGAGAAACUCGACAGUGUGAAGUUCCAUAAGCUGAAAAGCCAUCCUGACAGACAGACCACUUGAAAGAGUAUGUAGAGAGGUGGCAAGAAGGAUAUAUUUAAUAAAAUAUAUGUAUAGGGGCUUCUGUCAACACCAGUUUUAUUGAGGCUAGUGACUGGUGGGCAGAGUGAACGGUUUGUAGACUGGGCUCUGAGUAAGUGCACAAGCAGGAGGAAAUGAAGAAACAAAUCAUGAAGGUAAAACUAAAGAGAAUAGUGGUCUAAAGAGGCCCAGCGCAGCAGAAGUUAAACCUGUGUGUGCUAAUUUGAGGCAUAAUUAUUUUCCAUGUGCUGUGCUGGUCACAGCUUUUACUCACCCGGUUAUGGUGUUGCAUGGUUCUCAAAUGUCUUUGUGAAGUAUUGUUUACAAAGUGUUUUGUAGGUUCAUAUUCUACUCCAAAUCCUCAUCUUGAGCUUUAUAAAAUGUGUUUAAUUCAUAUUUUCAAACACAUUUUAGGUUUGUUGAGAGAAGUUUUUUUUCUUUUUCUUUUUUUUUAGAAGCAACAUCUUUUUAAGUGAGUGUGCGGUGUGGGUAGAGGGUAGAAAUUGCCACUACAGAAUUUAUGCUAAAUUAUUUUAAGAAUUAUUGCAGCUGCAAACGGUUAUUUAUCAACAUGUAACGGGUGAAUUUAUUUUAUUCAAGGGCCAGUUAUGUUUCACUGUGAUGGACUGAUGGCUCAGCCAGGGUGUACUGCCAGGGUGUGUGCCCAGUGUUCCUAGCAUAUGCUCCAGAUAUACCGCAACCCUAAUCAGGAUAAAGCGGCUACUGAAGACGAAUGAAUGUUCCAACCAAAAUGCUUGUGCAGGUUAUUACAACACCAGCAUACCAGUAUCAAAAAAUAGGAACCUAAAGGAUUAGCUGUGUUUCACAUCUGUCUGUUUAAGGAAUGACUAAACAAGUGCCACCUCAGACCUGUUUUAAUUUUAGUGCAUUCACAAUCAUUUCAGCUGUUUUUAAAAAAAAUAUUUAAAAGAAAUGCAACUAAAUUGUCUGAAUUGAGAACAUGUACGUUAUGAUAUCCCUUAGUUUCCAGGAUCUAAACAGUUUGGUGGAUAAGAAUGCAUGUUAACCUCCGCAUGUCAGGUUAAUGGAUGUAGAAAUACUUACGACUAUGUGUCACUGGAGUGUGUAAUCAACUGAGACCAAAAAUAAAACUUUUUUGCUCACACCAUAACCAUAUAAUGGCAAGAAUUGGAAGUAAAAAGGAACUGUAAAUAUAGUGGCUCUAGGAGUUGUUUGAAGAUUCCACUAUACUAAGUACCAUAACAUUUGUCAAUAACCUGGCUACCUCUGCCUGGAAGUAAAAGCCUGCCUUUUGAAGGGUCUUUUAAGCUAGAUAAAUGACCCCAAGCUAUGACCGAGUCCAAAAUCCACAGAAUCACAUUGAUUUGCAGUACUGACCUCAAUAUAUGAGAACAGCUCUCUUUUAUGCAAUCUUAAUAAUAUAAAGACUUGAAUGAAUGGAGUCAUUACAGGAAGAACUGUUAUUAUUGUUAUUAUUACCACCAUACAGUAUCUCUGUAUGGUUAAACUCACAGUGCCACAAAUUGCCUGUUCAUCUCGUACACUUAUUGUUGUCGGGAUUCAUUAGUGGUGCCAGUAAUUGUGUAACAGUCUGAUUGCAUGUUAAAGCUUUGCUUUUUAAUUUGUGCAUCAAAGACCUGACACACACACACACACAUGCUCACACAGCUGAGUGAACUGUGGGAAUAUGUCGGACUUAUCAUAACUGGACUUGUUUGUUCUUGUUUUAUUUAUUGUGUGUCUUUAUAGAAUAGAUUUUUAAAUCAGACUGUUAUCCAAUAUCUUCCCUAUAUGCUGGCAUUUUUUUUAUUACUAUAAGCUUCUGGAGAAAAGUCUGUUUUUUUUUUUUUCCUCAGUCUUUUUUCUCAUUUUAAGUCAAACCACUUUAGCAGUGGUGCCUUAUUUGUUUACCCUCCUAGAUACACUGAGAAGAACAGAUUUGUGUGUUUUCAAGGUGUUGGAAGCCUCAAGCUUUUGUCAGUGAUCCGCUACGUGUAAAUACUGUAAUUGGUACCCCCUAAAAAUGUCGAUGCAUUUACAUAUAAUGUUUACAGCCCAUUUUAAAUGUUCUCCAACAAAAAAAAAAAAGCAGG